Molecule: messenger RNA, 6072 nt
Organism: Larimichthys crocea (large yellow croaker)
Lineage: Eukaryota; Metazoa; Chordata; Actinopteri; Sciaenidae
Gene: tjp2a
Product: tight junction protein 2a (zona occludens 2)
Exons: 25
Coding region: 234-4127 (1297 amino acids)
Biological process (GO): protein localization to cell-cell junction; cell-cell junction organization; establishment of endothelial intestinal barrier
Cellular component (GO): plasma membrane; bicellular tight junction
Molecular function (GO): cell adhesion molecule binding
Source: RefSeq, a predicted model, not a curated record
CACGGGGACCUCACCGCUCCGGGUGCUGCAGCUGUGGCUGGUUGUCAUGGAGAAACUGAUGCACUGAGGCGGCAAAAGAGGACAAGUCUGUAGUCUUGAUGAUGCAGGAGGAGACAAGCAAACGUGGAGAUGCUGAAUUUGCUUCUGAUCUGGCACUUUGUUAGAAGAUGAGUGAUGGAGGCUUAGCAGCAGUCGGAUGUGUGAUGCUGUCGCAGUUAGAGGAGAUUUAGAAGAUGAAGUUUAAGAAGUUCAUCACGAUAAUGCAGGCAGCCAUGGGGAUUGUACCUCUGAACAAACGGGAGCUUCUGCCCCCCGGCAGGAAACUGUGGAGACCCCCGGGGGACCAGCCUGGUUCUGACCAGACCAGCACUGACCUGCUCAAGUCCAGCCGCAAGUUCUGCUGGUCCAGAGAAGCCCAGUACUUGUAUCUUCGCCGCCUCUCUUCACGCAGCUACUCGGCUAUCACGAUGAACCCGGUCAUGGAGGAGACCGUGUGGGAGCAGUUCACCGUGACCCUGCAGAGGGAUCCAAAGAUGGGCUUUGGCAUCGCAGUGUCAGGAGGACGGGACAACCCCAACGAGGAAAGUGGCGAGACGUCCAUCGUGGUGUCUGACGUCCUGCAGGGAGGACCUGCCGAUGGCUUGUUGUUUGAGAAUGACCGAGUGAUACAGGUGAACGCCAUCCCCAUGGAGGGGGCCAUCCACUCCUUCGCUGUGCAGACCCUCAGGAAGUGUGGCAAAGUAGCAAAAAUUACAGUCAAGAGGCCCAGGAAGGUCCCAGUCAAUGUGAUGAACCGUCCCCCAUCACCUGAUGACAGAGUCUUCAACAACGACUACAAUGAUGAUUAUAAUUAUGACCAGGACCGCCGCAGUGUGUACAGUGGUGGGCGGGACCACAGCCUGGAGAGGGAGCGAGGCGGUGGAGGGUACAUGGAUUCUGGCUACCAAACACGCGAGCGGGACUAUGACAGGGACUAUGACCGGCGGGAACGCGGCAGGAGCAUGGAGAGAGACCUGAGCCCGGACCGGUACAGGAGGGACGGCAGCAGAGGUCGCACUUUGGACAGAGAGCGCAGCCCUGAACGCCCCUACAGGAGCGACCACGUGCUCCCCCGCGACCACAGCCCGGACAGAAGGUACCGCAGCGAGCGCGCAUUAGACCGAGACCACAGUCCAGAUCGGCGCUACCGCAGCGAGCGAGCCCUGGAUCGGGAGCACAGCCCUGACAGACGCUAUCGCAGCGAGCGAGCUCUGGACCGUGCUAACAGCCCAGACUUUCGCCACAGACGUGACAGCCACAGCCCAGUCCGAGGCCAUGGCCGCGACCACAGCUUUGAGCGAGGACGUGACAUCCCCAUUGACUCAAGGAAGUAUGAUGAGCCGAUGAAGCGUAGUGGGAGCAGAGAUCGCCUGGACCGCUCACCAUCACCUGCCCCCAUGCCCAUCCCUCUGCCCCGCCCUGUCCGGGACCUGGAGCCACUGGAGAAACCCCUGAACGUCCUGCUGCUGAAGAACCGGCCCAACGAAGAGUACGGUCUUCGUCUGGGCAGUCAGCUCUUCAUCAAAGAGAUGACCAACACAGGACUCGCCAGCAGAGAUGGGAACCUGCAGGAAGGAGACAUCAUCUUAAAGAUUAACGGCACGGUAACAGAAAACCUGUCUCUCAGCGACGCUGGGAAGCUGAUUGAGAAGUCUCGCGGGAAACUGCAGCUGGUGGUGCAGAGAGACAGACGUCAGGUGCUGAUCCGAGUCCCCCCGAUGGUGGACAGCGACUCAGAGCUCGAUGAUAUUUCAGAGAUCGAGUCGUACCGCUCCUACUCUCCACAGGACGACAGGCGAGGACACCAUUCCGACCUUUCCUCCCACUCCUCCAAUGAAAGGCUGAGAGAUAAGCCGAGAGAGGACCCACCAAACAGGCUGGCAAAAAUGGGCGCCAUGGCCACACCAUUCAGAGGUCCUGACAGAACCGUAGAGGACACGCUGCCUUUGCCGGCAGAGAGGGAGGAUCCUCGACCAGAGACGCCACCGGUACCAGCAGUCACUGUAGCCCCAAGGCAUCAUGCUCCUCCUAAGGUGCCACUAAAGCCAAGCAUAGAGGACCAAGAAAUAUAUGGGCCAAACACUGUGAUGGUGCGUUUCCAGAAAGGUGACAGCGUGGGUCUGAGGCUCGCGGGUGGAAAUGAUGUCGGCAUCUUCAUCGCUGGUGUCCAGGAAGACAGCGCGGCUGAGCAGGAGGGUCUUCACACAGGAGAUCAGAUCAUGAAGGUGAACAAUAUGGACUUCAGAGGCAUGGUGCGUGAGGAUGCUGUCCUCUACCUCCUGGAGAUUCCCAAAGGAGAAGAUUUAACCAUCCUUGCUCAAAGCAAACCCGAUGUGUACAAGGACAUUUUGGCAUCUGGCAGAGGCGACUCUUUCUUCAUCAGGACCCACUUUGAGUAUGAGAAGGAAGCUCCUCAGAGCCUUCCUUUCUCCAGAGGAGAGAUCUUCAAAGUGACAGACACACUUUAUGAUGGAAAACUGGGCAACUGGCUGGCAGUCCGCUCUGACAAAGACAACCAGCUGCAGGAGAAAGGAAUCAUCCCCAACAAGAGCAGAGCAGAGCAAAUGGCCAACGUCCAGAAUGCCGCCCGGGCAGCAUCAGGUAACGACAGAGGAGACUUCUGGAGGCUGAGAGGUCAAAGGGCGGCAAAGAAGAAAGAUUUGCGCAAGAGUCGAGAGGAACUGAGCGCAGCUCCAGUCACCACGCGAUUCCCCGCCUACGAGAGAGUGGUCUUACGUGAAGCUGGUUUUAGGAGACCUGUGGUCAUAUUUGGGCCCAUUUCUGAUGCAGCGAAUGAAAAACUGGCCAAUGACCUGCCGGACGAAUUUGUUAUCGCCAAAACGGAGCCCAAGGAUGCAGGAAGUGAGAAAUCCUCUGGAGUGGUGAGACUAAACACCAUCAGACAAAUCAUCGAACAGGACCUUCACGCUCUGUUGGACGUGACGCCCAAAGCUGUGGACACUCUAAACUACACCCAGUGGUACCCCAUCGUCAUCUUCAUGAACCCAGACAGCAAGCAAGGCGUCAAGACCAUGAGGAACCGCCUCGUACCCGGAUCCAGCCGCAGCGCACGCAAACUGUAUGAGCAGUCUGUGAAGCUGAGGAAGACCUGCUCACACCUUUUCACUGCAACUAUCGACCUGAACUCAGCCAAUGACGCAUGGUACGGCAGUCUGAAAGAUUCUAUUCGGGAGCAGCAGGACAGAGCUGUGUGGGUGUGUGAGGGCAAGCUGGACGGUUCAGAGGAGGACCUGGAUCUCCACGACGACCGCAUGUCCUACCUGUCGGCAAUGAGCGCAGACUACCUGAGCAUGGACAGCCGUCUGGCCAGCGACUACGAUGACACGGCGGAUGAGGGCGGAGCUUACACAGACAAUGAGCUGGACGAGACUAUGGACGAGCCCCAGCCGGUGUCGGCCAUCAGCCGAUCAUCGGAGCCCGUAAUACCAGAUGAGAGACCUCACCCUGAACCCCGGGCUCGUAUGAGGAGGUCAGGAAGCAGAGAGAUGCUGAACAGAGAGCCCAGCCCUCCCCCUUCUUUUGUCCCUGAACCCCCAAAGGUGCGUGUUCAGACUCGGACCGAGUCAUCGCGGAGCUAUGACUCGCACUCCAGCAGCACCAUCAGCAGCGACGCAGUGGGCGGACACAAGCCUGCUCCCCCUCCCGUGGCCAUGAAGCCCAGCCUCAGCCGUCUGAACCAGACGUCAUCAGAGGAGCGGACCCCAGAGACGGAGGAGGACCCCGCCAACAAAUCCUUCCUGGGCAAGAUUAAAGCGUUUGAGAAGAUGGACCACCUGGCGCGAGCUCAGAGGAUGCUGGAGCUGCAAGAGGCAGAGAACGCUCGACUGGAAAUCGCCCAGAAGCAUCCAGACAUCUACGCCGUCCCAAUCAAACUGCCAAAACCAAACCUCAACCGUCCUCAGCCAAUAGGUUCCAGCUCCAAUCCCGAGCCGCAGGCUCCCUUCAGGCCACAGUACUCUGAUGCCAGAGGAUACGAGGACGAGGAGGCCGAGUACCGCAGACAGCUGGCCGACCAGACCAAGAAAGGAUACUACAAUCCUCAGAAAUACAAAGACACUGAGCUGUAGGCUGGGCACACAGAAAGUGACGGAUUCCUCCUACAUCAUCGCACAGACAAGCAGAUGGCAUUUGCUGCCAUGGUAACAGCUGAUGCAGCUUUUACCUUUAUGUAAACACUGAGAACUUUCUCCCUGGAAACUUUAACACUUUUCAGUUCUGUUGUCAUACUUUGAUCCAGGCGACACACUAAAUAUUCCUAUGGACAGUGUAUUUUGACAGGUUCAGCGUCCUGAACAAAAACAUGGCUGAUUUUUCUGACGUACCUCUUCAGUCUGAUAUUUCACUGUAUAUAUUCUUUUUAUGUGUCUGAAGAGGUCUUUGUUACAAGUGAGGUUUUAUUUUCCCCCAUCAUGCAAACACUAGACACUAGGCUCAGUUUUAGUCUCGUGUUUUACUGUUGCAGAUGAGUCACUCUAAAAAAUACCCUAAGAUUUCUUUUUAAAAAACUGAUUUUUGUAGUUUUGAAGGUAUGUUUAGAAUCCACAAACACUCUUCUGACCAUGAGGAAGAAAACUAUCUUGUCCUCUGCAUGAUAACAAUGAGUUUUCACUUUUUCCGGACAUACCAUAUUUCUGGACUCCUUUUGUAGUAAGAAGUGAAACCUGAAAUGUGGUGUUGUGUAUCAUCAGAAAACCAUGGAAAGUAACAGUAUAGACAAAUAGUCUAUAGUCCAUUCUGGGCUACUGUAGAAACAUGCCAGACUCCGUAGUAGAGAACCUGCUCCCUCUGUAGAUAUAAAAGGCUAUUUCUAAGGUAAAACAUAACAAUUCUUAUUUUCACGUGAUUAUACACAAAUUAAAACAUACACGUUUCAUAAUUACUCAUUAAAUUGCCCUAUAUCUUACACACUGGACCUUUUUUAAAAUCUUCUGUUCAUCCAGCUGGCUCAAAGGGUAUUUGAGGAUUCAGGAAAUAUCUUCAGAACAUCAGUAAGUGUUGCUAGAUGACCUUUUGCGUUUUUCAAAGAUCAGUAGGUUUAUAUUUUUCAGAGGAACAACAGGCAACAAACAUUACCUCUGUAAAGGUGAAUCAGAAACUAGAGCUAACCACGCUGCAACCAGACAACAGAUAAGAUACUGUACAUGUGUACGGUAUCUGGACUGUUGGGUUUUACAUCUCAUAAGUGAGUGCAACGUUCUAACCCUGCACACACUUAGGUGUGCUUGUUUCAGGCACAUUCAUCUAAGAACAGUGUAAAAAUGAAACAGUGUGUCAGCAGCUGCUCUGAACUUCUCUUAUCACUCUCCUGCCAAGCCUCCUGAUUUAUUGUACACCUCUGCAUUCCUGAUUAGACAUGGUAUAUACACUACACUGUGAAGCAGCAUAUCUUAAGUGCCUUGUAGCUCUGAUGUCCAGAGACAACACGAGGUUCUUAAACUGUCAAAACAUUCUGACACCGAGUGCAAAAACACCUGCUGUUUUACUGAACGAUAUUUUCAGUUUUGUCAUCACUGACAACAUUCAGUCAACGGGCAGAAACGGCUUUCACCAAAGAAAUAUCAUGAAGACACGAGUCGUAAUUAUGAGAUACAGAAGCAUCUCAUUAAUGUAACAUCUGUAUUAUGAUCACAAUAUCUGUAUCUCAUACUAAUGAGUUGAAAAGCGACAACGUAUGGAAGUCAUAACAGGAUAGCGUGUCUUUGGGAGAUUGCAGUUCAUUUCCAUAAAAUCUGAGAUUUGACGGGUGCAGCACAGCUGAUGUUUCUGACAGUUUGUAUGUUUGUCUUUAUUCAGUGCUUUUCAGCCGGAGACAAUCACGUUGUUAUUGCAUGUUUUUAUAUUGAACACACACUGAACUCAGUCAAGUCUUUGUACACUGGAGCGUCUGGAAUGUGGUGACGACAAUCAUGUUGAUCAGUUUCUUUUACGUGUCUGUUAGUUUGUGAUUUCUAGUUUGUGAUCUCAUUAGUGUUACAGAAAAGACUCAAAUUCAAUAAAUAAAUCUUUUUUACA